CAACAAUUAUCCAUUUAUUCAUAAUCUCCCCGCAAAUUCCUAUUUCUUAUGACAUAUAUCGAUACUGAAUGCUAUGAAUUGCAGCAUAUGUAAAGUUGUCAUAAAGUUCUAAAUAAAACGUCAAUUAUUUCAAAUAUGUCGUAAAAUCUUAUUUCCGCCAGAAAGAAACUUUCUUUUGUGCAAAUUGGUCCACUUUCCUAUCCUUGGUAAGAAUUCCUUAUUCCUUAAAUAAUUUAAUAAAUAUCCAAAGAAAAGAAAUCCUAAUUCCUGUGUUUUAUUUUCUUUCUUUUUUUUUCAUUCCUUGCUUAUUAAAUUAUUCUGAGUUACAAAAUAUAUUCAUAUAUUUUGUUUUGGCUCAGAGAGAAUAAUAAAGUUUUCCAAUCAUCCAGCCUUUCAUCCCCAUCCAAAGCUUUGAACGAAACACUUUGGUCCAGUUCGAACCGGAUAAUUUGGAAGAUAUAAUUCUCUCGGAGAUUACAACUCAUUGUGCCUAAUUCUACCAACAAAGGAUUACUUCCAACAGUCAACAAUUCCACAGAGCAUCAUGCCUAAACGCCAACCCAAAAACAUCAAAAGCUCCAAUAAUCGUCGCCGUCGCCAACAACACAUUAAGCUGCCUAGCAACUACAACAGGUUCCUAUGCCGUCUAUGCUCUCGUCCGCACCCAUUACGCACCUGUCGCAAAUUCCUAGCUAUGAACAUGAAAGAACGCCUCGAUGCCGUGAGAACUCACAAAUAUUGUCAAAAUUGCUUAGCUCACGACCACUCGCAAGGAACUUGUCUCUCAAAGCACGGCUGUCGACAUUGUAACAAGUUUCAUCACUCCCUUCUCCAUAUUAAUCCUAGGCUUUUAAAAGAUUUCGGGAUAAGCCCAACACGCUCGAACUCUCGAUCGCGAUCACCGUCUCCUCAACCCUCGACGUCACACUUUGCGCGUAGAAAAGCAGCCCUACCAACACCCUCCACUACUACAUUAUCGUCGUUGUUACGUCAGAACAGCACAAUUCUUUUGCCAACGGUGUUAGUGAAGAUUGGCUCCACAGCUAACCAUGCCCGUUGCCUCCUAGAUUCUGGUUCUGCCGUCAGUAGGAUAUCGAAAAGGAUGGUGGAUAAGCUUCAUCUCACAACUUUGACCAUGGAAGCUGAAACUAUGUGUCCUAUAGUGCUGAAAUCUCGUUUUGAUUCAGAAUGCAAGAUUGAGGGAAUAUUACGUGUUGAUAACCGAAUCACGUCUAAGACUCCUGCUAAUUCGUUACCGGCGAGUUUUAAGCAGCAUUUCCGGGAUUUGUUUCUAGCGGAUCCGAAAUUUUUCGAAUCCGCCGGAAUUGACGUCAUCAUAGGCGUCGAUUUGUAUCCGAAGGUGAUGAGAGAGGGCGUUUUCACAAAAACUGGGUUGCCAACGGCGCAAAGUACCAUCUUUGGAUGGACCAUUUACGGCGCUUGUCUUACUUAAACCAUGUGCACUUGUAUAUUCGAUAAAGCAAAAUAAAACCAAAACAAACGAACACAAAUAUUUUAUUAAUUGAAUUUUCCAAUAAAAUAUAUUCAUUGAAUUCCAUAUAUCCAUAUAUUUCCAUUUAUUUCCUUUUGCAACAAAUAUUGUUAUUUAUUCUUUUCCUUUCUAUAGCACAGAUGUCCAAAGGAAUCAACUUACUAAUAUUAACAUUAAGUUUUCCUAACCUCACAACUAUAUUUUGUAAUUCCUUCUAGCAGAAAUAAGUAUUUUACGACAAUCCUUAUUCCUUUUUUCCAUAGUUUGUAUACUGCAAGGCGGGCGGUAAUGUUUAUGCCAAACAACAAUUAUCCAUUUAUUCAUAAUCUCCCCGCAAAUUCCUAUUUCUUAUGACAUAUAUCGAUACUGAAUGCUAUGAAUUGCAGCAUAUGUAAAGUUGUCAUAAAGUUCUAAAUAAAACGUCAAUUAUUUCAAAUAUGUCGUAAAAUCUUAUUUCCGCCAGAAAGAAACUUUCUUUUGUGCAAAUUGGUCCACUUUCCUAUCCUUGGUAAGAAUUCCUUAUUCCUUAAAUAAUUUAAUAAAUAUCCAAAGAAAAGAAAUCCUAAUUCCUGUGUUUUAUUUUCUUUCUUUUUUUUUCAUUCCUUGCUUAUUAAAUUAUUCUGAGUUACAAAAUAUAUUCAUAUAUUUUGUUUUGGCUCAGAGAGAAUAAUAAAGUUUUCCAAUCAUCCAGCCUUUCAUCCCCAUCCAAAGCUUUGAGCGAAACAGCUCCUAUAUA
Messenger RNA from Lucilia sericata (common green bottle fly), 2228 nucleotides. RefSeq lists its product as uncharacterized. Lineage: Eukaryota; Metazoa; Arthropoda; Insecta; Diptera; Calliphoridae. The coding region runs from base 545 to 1453 and encodes 302 amino acids. The transcript has 2 exons. The record is from RefSeq and is a predicted model, not a curated record.